UGGACGGUUUGCACGUCGCCAGCACAGACGGAAGUUGUCCUUCUCUAGCUGUUUCAUACCGUAUGUAUUUUCACGAGUAGUUGUGUACACUGUAUGCUGUACGCAGAGGAUUAAAACUCGGGACGCGAAGGUUCGGUCGGUGAUGGAAACCGUGUCGCAUUGUGGAGCUCGCGUGGAAUAAUAUACCCACAUUCGCCUGCAGUUGGAAUUUGCGGGAGAUUGUAUUGCGGCGGGUUCCACGAGGUGCCGUUAGAGCGCACAGAAAGCCACUGCGACCGAUGAUUGUGGUGAAGCGGUGGUGCGGUAGGUGAAUUGCGAACCGGCAGAAGCUCGAAACGGGCAUCUGGUGUAUUGUGAGAUGGUUCAUGUCGUAUGAUGUUCAAAGUGACGAAAUCAAUCGUUCGGAGAUUUGCUGGCUGGUUGUAAACAAGAAUUUCCCGCAGCUGGAUCGGCACGGUGCGCCCGAUUGAAUUAUCAUCGUCUUCUUGUGUAUAUGAUGUUCAGAAAUUUUACUCUGCUUUGAAGUUCGUGGAUGUGUCAAACGGAAGGCGUUUUUAUCAAAUAACAGUGCUAUUCGUGGAAAAUCAACCAACAUUGCAGCCGCAAGUCAAAUAACCAAUAGAAAAUUUAAUAAAAAACGGCAAGUAGUGUUGUUGAGCAAUUGGCGCAAUUCCGUUGGCCGGAAGUGUGGCAAACAGUGCCCUAUAAAUUGAUUACCGUUUUCGAUAAGUGUUAAAUGGAAAGGCGGUUCAUGAUGCCCGUGCUCCAUCAGUGCUGAUGCUAGUCGCUGUCGGUUACAAGUGAUUCGUCGGUACUUCAUUAAACAUUGAAUAGCCGCCGCUGGUAAUGCAGAAAACCGAUCGAGUUUAUCUUCUCGAAUGAUAGAAUAACAAUGCGGCGCGCGAGUGGAUCGAUUGCGUUUGAGUGCAGGUCAAUAAAUACUGAAUGCAGUAUUGGAUCCUGGCUGCAUUCUGGCAGUAGUGUACUUGUGCAAACCGAACUGCAGAGUGAUACCAAUCGAUGGGGCUUACUGGAAAUUGUUUAGUGUUUCCUGAUUUGGGUUUCACAUAAUAGACAACCAAUUAGAAGGAUUAAAACAGUGGAGAAGUUUUAAAGUGAUUGUUAAUCAAUUACGGUCCGGUAGAAACGCUUGCUUCCAAGCUAGUGGUAACUGUGUAGCUGGAUAGAUUGAGUUAAAAAUGCAACCAGCGCUUCCAAUAAUCGAACAGUGCGGUUCCAGUUAAACACACACACACCCACACUCACGCCGAACGAAAAAAAACAUGCAGAGCGCAAUCAUCAGCGGAAUAGUUUUGCUGGUAAAUUUGCAACUACACCUGCACAUGGCAAACGGCAUCAUCAGCAACAGCAUCAACAGCGAAGGAGUUGCGGACAGUGGCGGUGGCGGCGGCGGCCUCAGCGGUGGCGACAAUUCCGUUCAGGGUCGACAUACCGUCAUCAAAAAGUUUUCCCCACAUCCGUACUUUGAUUUCGACAUUCCGCGGAACAUUACAACCCGCGUAGGUCAGACGGCGUUCAUAAAUUGCCGCGUCGAACAAAUUGGGGAUAAAUGGGUUUCCUGGAUAAGAAAACGAGAUCUUCAUAUCCUGUCAGCUGGAAUGGUUGUGUACACCUCGGAUGAGCGAUUUCAGGUGACACGAUCCGAAAAAUCGGAUGUUUGGACAAUGCAAAUUAAAUUUGCCCAGCAGCGGGAUUCGGGCGCUUACGAGUGCCAAGUCAACACAGUGCCUAAGAUGUCAAUGACAUUCCAGUUAAACAUAGUCGAGGCGAAAGCGCUCAUCCUCGGACCAACCGACAUAUACGUAAAGAUUGGCAGUGCCGUCACGCUGACCUGCAUCAUCACCCAAGGACCACACGAUCUGGGUACAAUCUACUGGUACCGAGGGACAAAUAUCAUCAAACCAACGGAAGCUCAUCCCAACGAGACGUCAGUAGCAUAUCCUCCACGAAUAUCCGUAGAUCUGAAGUGGACAGAAGCAUUAACUUCGAGACUGAAAAUCCUCGACGCCAAGCUCUCGGACUCGGGCAAUUACACUUGCCUGCCUACGCUGGCGGAAGCAAGCAGCGUUCUGGUGCACGUCCUUAACGAGGAAAAUCCUGCCGCGAUGCAGCGAGGUGGCACGAUUGCCCAGCACUGUGCCAUCACCUGCAGGUUACAUCUGCUGCUGGCCCUAGCAGUGAUCCUGUUUACACGAUACCGUCUAUCGAGCUGGCCAUCGAACUCGUCGUAGCCAAGGUCCUGAAUCCCCUGUCCAGAAUUGGUCUCCGGUUGCAGCGGAUGUUAGAUGUAACACACAAAAAAAACAGAAAAAUACAUUCCAUGCUGCGCCCACAAACCGUGUGUGAAAUGUUGGUUGCUAUUCAUGGAUGAUUUUAUUGGUCGAACCAUAAACAAAGUAACUCUCCUUGUGUACAUACAUCCUACAAACGAGCGAAUGAAUGCACGCGAAUGAAUUCUAUCAAAUAGAUGGGCAAAAAAAGUUAAUCGAAUUUUGAAAAGGGCCCCGCUGCAAACAGGAUACCAUACGAGAGAUAAAGCGAGAAAAUCCACCCGACGGAGCUGAAAAAAUGUGAUUUACGUUCGUCUAAAUAAUAAGAAUUAGUAAACCGUAGUUCAUUGCGAAUCAUUAGAAAAUUAAAACACUCUGUAAAUAGGUAAACCGUAAGCUAUGAAUCGAUCGAUGAAGAAAACGACAAGUGUAGUUCUAAUCAAUAGACUCUGUGAAGAAAAUAAUCGUUUAUUUAUUUCAUUUGAGAGACCAAAACUCACUGUGAACAUGUUGGAGUGAAUAAAAAAAAUAUGUUUAAGUUGAAAA
Wyeomyia smithii (pitcher-plant mosquito) is the source of this 2837-nucleotide messenger RNA. Its product is annotated as zwei Ig domain protein zig-8-like. The transcript is spliced from 11 exons. Gene Ontology annotation, biological process: synapse organization. Gene Ontology annotation, cellular component: neuron projection membrane. The coding region runs from base 1284 to 2252 and encodes 322 amino acids. NCBI's taxonomy places the organism in Eukaryota, Metazoa, Arthropoda, Insecta, Diptera, Culicidae. The record is from RefSeq and is a predicted model, not a curated record.